AUGGGGGAGGCCCGUCUGGUCGUGGCUAUGGGGGAGGCAUGGGGGAGGCCCGUCUGGUCGUGGCUAUGGGGGAGGCAUGGGGGAGGCCCGUCUGGUCGUGGCUAUGGGGGAGGCAUGGGGGAGGCCCGUCUGGUCGUGGCUAUGGGGGAGGCAUGGGGGAGGCGCGUCUGGUCGUGGGUAUGGGGGAGGCAUGGGGGAGGCCCGUCUGGUCGUGGCUAUGGGGGAGGCAUGGGGGAGGCCCGUCUGGUCGUGGCUAUGGCGGAGGCAUGGGGGAGGCCCGUCUGGUCGUGGGUAUGGGGGAGGCAUGGGGGAGGCCCGUCUGGUCGUGGGUAUGGGGGAGGCAUGGGGGAGGCCCGUCUGGUCGUGGCUAUGGGGGAGGCAUGGGGGAGGCCCGUCUGGUCGUGGCUAUGGGGGAGGCAUGGGGGAGGCCCGUCUGGUCGUGGCUAUGGGGGAGGCAUGGGGGAGGCAUGGGGGAUGCCCGUCUGGUCGUGGCUAUGGGGGAGGCAUGGGGGAGGCCCGUCUGGUCGUGGCUAUGGGGGAGGCAUGGGGGAGGCCCGUCUGGUCGUGGCUAUGGGGGGGCCUGGGGGAGGCCCGUCUGGUCGUGGCUAUGGGGGAGGCCCGUCUGGUCGUGGCUAUGGGGGAGGCAUGGGGGAGGGCCGUCUGGUCGUGGCUAUGGGGGGCGGGGAGGCUCGCAUGGGGGAGGCCCGUCUGGUCGUGGGUAUGGGGGAGGCAUGGGGGAGGCCCGUCUGGUCGUGGCUAUGGGGGAGGCAUGGGGGAGGCCCGUCAUGCUGGGGAGGCCGUCUGGUCGUGGCUAUGGGGGAGGCAUGGGGGAGGCCGUCUGGUCGUGGUAUGGGGGAGGCAUGGGGGAGGCCGCGUCGGCUAUGGGGAGGCAUGGGAGCGCGUCUGGUCGUGGCUAUGGCGGAGGCAUGGGGGAGGCCCGUCUGGUCGUGGCUAUGGGGGAGGCAUGGGGGAGGCCCGUCUGGUCGUGGCUAUGGGGGAGGCAUGGGGGAGGCCCGUCUGGUCGUGGCUAUGGGGGAGGCAUGGGGGAGGCCCGUCUGGUCGUGGCUAUGGCGGAGGCAUGGGGGAGGCCCGUCUGGUCGUGGGUAUGGGGGAGGCAUGGGGGAGGCCCGUCUGGUCGUGGCUAUGGGGGAGGCCGGCAAUUAG
Knipowitschia caucasica is the source of this 1164-nucleotide messenger RNA. The record is from the annotation of a GenBank genome assembly. NCBI's taxonomy places the organism in Eukaryota, Metazoa, Chordata, Actinopteri, Gobiiformes, Gobiidae.